UCAGUCACCAUCGAUCGUCCAGUACAGGAACGUCAACCUACUCCGCCACCUUCACCUAUGCCUCGGUCAACGUCGUCUCAAGUUUAUUUGCAUCGCAGGAAAACGCCCAUUCCACAAUUCCUCCACUCUGCGGAACUGGCUCACAACUACGAAAAGUUUGGAGCAGUUCAAUGUAACAAUCACAGUCUCUCAAGUAGUCGUGUCGAUCUGUCUACCCAAGAGCUCUGUGAGGCAGUCACUAGAGCCGAAAUGUGGACUCAGCGCUCAAUGAGGGGUCUACGAGAGCAUGCGCGGAGCGUUCUGGCUGCCACGGAGGCGGAGGAGAGAAGACUGAGGGCGAGGUUGGCCUCCCUUCAGAAUCAGAUGACAAUGGCAGUGGAAACGCAGCAAAGUGAAGAGUCUUCGGAGUCGGCUAGCAUAACUGACUGUCCUGCUGCGGAACGACCAAAGAGUGAUCUUAUGGCUCAGGAGCAGGUGAGUCGACAGUUGGCUCUACUUAGGGUACGUGCGUUGAAACCUUACGUGACAUUUUUCUGA
This is a messenger RNA of Hydatigera taeniaeformis, 537 nucleotides long. NCBI's taxonomy places the organism in Eukaryota, Metazoa, Platyhelminthes, Cestoda, Cyclophyllidea, Taeniidae. The record is from the annotation of a GenBank genome assembly.